CUGCCUCAUUUAUCUGCGCACCUCUCCUCUAUCUUAUUAUCAUACAACGAGCAACCAUGUCCCCCGCAGCCAUCUACGAGCCCUCUACAUUCCACCCAGACUCCUCAAAGACGCUCGCAGCUGUCCCUGUCAAGGGCCCAGCUCUUGCCAUCGGCUCGCUCGCUACCGCUCAAGACGGACAGUACCAGAGCCUUGUCUCGGAGUUGGAGGAGAGCAGGCAGGUCGACAAGCAGAUGCUGGACCGGCUGGUAGAUCAAGCCACCACCUUGAACUCCGGCAGCUACACUUCGGUCUAUGUCACGCUCUCCCCGCCCGAGUAUGAGACUCUUCGGCCACGGCUGUCUGAGCUCCUUUCCCAGCUCCUCGUAGGCCUCUCGUCCCUCGGCACACUCCACCUCCUAAACCUGACCGCUGCACUCAUCCUCGACUUUCCGUCCGAGCUCACGCUCGCAGGGUUCAACGUCUUAUCUGCCAUCCCUGCCGAAAGCUUCAUCAUCGCUCAGAAGCCCGCACACGUCCCCGGCACGUCGUUCUCCCUCAAAACCAAGUCCUCGAUGGCUGCACCCACGGUCUCGUCGAUGCCCUCUGCGACGCUCCUUCGCCGCAAGCCAGACCCUACACGCUCUGCAUCUAAAAAGGCGCUGUGGACGCUCAGUUCCCCCACCCCCUCCCCGACAAUCGACGCGGAGAGCCUGCUGACUGCCGCGGACCGUGCACGUCCCGUGGCCUGCGAGCCAGCAGUGAAGGGCGCACCGCGCCGGAAGAAGGCUUGCAAGAACUGCUCCUGCGGCCUUGCAGAGCUGGAGGCAGAAGAGCUGCGUGAGAGCAAGGUUGUCGUGCUGGACGGAAGCCAGACGGGCUCCGCGACAGAAGUCGAGCAGAGCGAGAAAGAGCGGCUCGUGCAGGCUGCUAAGGCUGCGCCGAAGGCGACGAGCAGCUGUGGGAGCUGCUUCUUGGGCGAUGCAUUCCGGUGUGCGAGUUGCCCAUACCUCGGCUUGCCGGCUUUCAAGCCUGGUGAGAAGGUGGAGAUCGAUUUCGGGAUGGAUGAUAUAUAAUUUUUCCGCUGUUUGGUCACGCCCCCAGAUUCUACUUCGCUCUUUCCAUACGUCCUACUGCUCUUUCUUAGACAUUGUGCAUUCUUAGUGUUGUAUUUUUUUUGCUUCAAAAAACCACGAUCUCUUGAUUCAC
Molecule: messenger RNA, 1188 nt
Organism: Heterobasidion irregulare TC 32-1
Lineage: Eukaryota; Fungi; Basidiomycota; Agaricomycetes; Russulales; Bondarzewiaceae
Exons: 3
Coding region: 57-1055 (332 amino acids)
Biological process (GO): iron-sulfur cluster assembly
Cellular component (GO): cytoplasm
Molecular function (GO): iron-sulfur cluster binding
Source: RefSeq, a predicted model, not a curated record